GUAAAAAAAUUAUUAGUACAAAAAAACAAAAGGGUAUUCAAAGAACUGCACCUAUUAAAAAAAAGGCAAAAACAAUAGCUAUAUCAAAAAAAGCUGAAGAAUUAUCAUCAAAUUAUGCUGAAAGUUCAAAUAUUGAAUUGUCAAGAGAAGAAAGAGAAUUUAUUUUAAAAGAAAAAGAAAUAGAAAAUUUCUAUUAA
Messenger RNA from Racocetra fulgida, 197 nucleotides. The record is from the annotation of a GenBank genome assembly. NCBI's taxonomy places the organism in Eukaryota, Fungi, Glomeromycota, Glomeromycetes, Diversisporales, Gigasporaceae.